UCCCCUGAAGCUCCCAGCAUGGAAACCCGAACCUUGUUCCACCACAGGGAGGAGGAGCAAAAGGAAGAGCGGCACCGAAAUUUGCAAAUGACAUCUACCACAAGGAAGACCAAGUUCAAGACCAGUGAGGAAGAAGAGGGCUUCACACUUUCCGAUCUAUCCAUUGCGUCUGCUCUUGCUCUGACGUCAGAAAUAUCAUGGGAAUCCAAGAUAAGGCAGGAGGCUGCCAUUCUGGAGAUGGAGGAGAGAGGCCAGAAGAGGAUCUGGUUUGGGAACGAGAUGGAAAAGCUGGAGAAAGAUGUCAUUCGACACUGCAGGUUCUUGCGGGUGAGGGCCGACAAGAAGGCCCUUCGGAGGAAGGCGGAAGCAAAGGCACAGCGUGAAAAGGAGGUCAUGGAGCUGCGGUCGUGCCGAGGGCCCAUGUUCUGGAUCCCGCUCCGAGCUCACGCCGUCUGGGAACGAAUGAGUGUCAAACUGGAGUGUACGGUUCUGGCCUCCCCUCUUCCAGAAGUGACCUGGUAUAAAAAUGGAGUUCCUAUUGACCUCCGUUUAGCUCCUGCGGGGAAAUACAGGAUGAAGAGUGAGUUUGGGAUGCUCACGCUGGAUAUCAGCAGAUGCUCCUUGGACGAUUCUGCUGAAUACAGUGUGGUUGUGAAAAAUCCAUACGGCGAGGCCUACUCCUUUGCGACGGUACUCGUCAGGAAAUAUUAUGGGAAGGAAUCAGGAUUUGACUCAGAGUUAUAUAAAAGGACACUCAUGCGCCAAGACGCUGACUUUGCCACCACCUUGAAGCCUGUCUUCACCAGAGAGAAGGAACCCUUCACGCUCUUCUGUUCUUUCACUUCUGACUUGCAGGAGCAUCAACGAGACAUCCGUUGGUUCAGAGAUGGUGAGUUGCUGAAAGAUUCCGAUCGCCGGCAAAUCAAAUGUGGAGAUCAGGAUGCCUCUCUAACAGUAUCUUGCGCUUACAAAGAAGACGAGGGAUUUUAUAGUGUCCAUAUCCCAAUGCAAGAUGGGUACAGCAAGCAAAGAGCUUACGUAUUUGUCCGGGAUGCUGCAGCAGCAACAGCCGGAGCUCCCGGGUCUCCCCUCAACGUGCAGUGCCAUGAUGUGAAUAGAAACAGUCUGAUUCUUUCUUGGAUAACCCCCAGUGAUAAUGGUGGAAGUCCAGUCCUUGGCUACUAUAUUGAGAGAUGUGAGGUGGGCACAGACGAAUGGGUGCCAUGCAAUGACAAACCUGUGAAAACUUGCCGGUCCCCCGUUGUGGGCCUCACAGAAGGGAAGACUUACCAGUUUAGAGUGAAGGCCGUCAACUGUGCAGGCAUCAGUAACCCCUCGAAGGCCAGUGACCCAGUGACUAUGAUCGACCCCAACGAGAGCAAAAGAUUGAUGAAUAUCCCUUAUGAUGACGGGAUGAGAACAAUUACAGUUUCGAAAGACGAACUGGAACCGGAAGUCAAAAUCCCUUUGCCACCCACCAAUGUUCACGCCAGCGAGGUCAGGGAAGAGUAUGUCGUCCUCUCUUGGGAUGAGCCAGACCCCAGAGGCAAGGAACCCCUGAGUUACUAUAUAGAAAAGUCCAUAGCAGGCACCGACAGUUGGCAGAUGGCCAACUUGGACAUCCCGGUGAAUUCCACGACAUUUGCUCUCUUCGAUCUCGACAAAGGGAAGUCAUACUGUUUCCGAGUGCGGUCUGUGAACAGGUAUGGCGUGAGCGAGCCUUCUGUGCCCAGCGAGCCCAUCUCAUUGGGGGGAAAAAUAGCUCCUCUGCCGCCUCCGUCUCAGGUUCUGACCUUCCGAGACACCAACACAUCCGUCGUCGUUCAGUGGAGCAAGCCGAAGGAGGGCCAGGAGAAACCUCUUGGCUACUAUGUAUAUUGCCGGGAGGUCGGGACAGAGGAGUGGGAAACUGUGAACAACAAACCCCUCCAGUGUCACGAGUUCACUGUUCCGGGGCUCAAAACUGGCAAGCAGUAUGUCUUCUGUGUGAAAGCUGUGAACGAAGCAGGCGUGGGGGACAGCUCCCCAGAAUCCGAUCCCAUCAUAGUCAGACAGGCCAUUUCCUGCCCGUCACCCCCACGUGGUUUUGCCCUGCUGAACUGUGGAAAGGACAACAUGACCAUUGGUUGGAAGCCUCCGAAACGCAAAGGAGGCACAACGAUUCUAGGCUACUUUCUAGACCAGCACGACGUUUCAGAGAUCGACUGGCAUGAGGUCAACAUUAAGCCUAUCGCACAGCGGGUUUACACGGUCACCAACCUGGACCAAGGACAUUUCUAUGAGUUCCGCGGUUAUGCAAUGAACGUGGUUGGAGUUGGGAAGGUAUCGGAACCCAGUGACCUUUUCAAAUGUGAGGAGUGGACAAUGCCAGAGCCAGGCCCUCCCUACGAUGUGAGGUGUACAGAAGUGAGGGACACGUCUCUGAUGCUUCACUGGGAGCCCCCUUUGUAUACCGGAGCGGGCCCUGUCACUGGCUACUACGUGGAUGUAUGCGAGGAAGGAUCUGACACGUGGGAGCAACUGAAUAAGCAGCCAGUGUUCGACAGCCAUAUGAAGCUGUCUGACCUGGAGACCGGAAAGUGCUACAUAUUCCGAGUGCGGGCACAGAACAAAGCCGGGGUUGGCCCACCAUCUCUCCCAUCUGAUCCUGUGGUUGUAAAAACCAAACCAGGCACCAAAGAAAUCGAAGUUGGGGUGGAUGAGGAAGGAUUCAUCUAUCUGGCCUUUGAAGCUCCUGAAGUCGUCGACACCUCAGAGUUUAUCUGGUCCAAGGAUUACGAAGGGCCUCCAAAACCUGACAGGGUUGAAACUGUCGACAAGGACGACAAAUCUAAGCUCAUCCUAAAGUAUGGUACUGAAAGAGAUCUGGGAACGUACUCAGUAGAAGUAACUGACACUGAUGAAGACAUUUCCGCCAGUCACGUUUUGACUGAGGAAGAACUAGACAAGCUGCGGAAGAUCAGCCACGAGAUCCGGAACCCCUUGAUCGAGCUGAUAUCUGGGUGGAAUGUCGAGGUUCUGGAGAAAGGGGAAGUGCGGCUCUGGCUGGAGGUCGAGAAGCUCUCCCCAGAGGCAGAGUUGCACUUGAUCUUCAAUGGGAAGGAGCUUUCGAGCACUCCAACCCACAAGAUCAAUUUUGACCGAGCAAAGGGCCUUGUGGAACUGAUCAUACAGGACUUCUGCGAAGAUGACAAAGGGACGUACACUGCCCAGCUGAAGGACGGCAAAGCCGCAAACCAGUUUACGCUGGCUCUGGUUGGGGACGAUUUUGAUAAGCUUAAAGCAGAGGCUGAUGCCAAGAAGAGAGAUUGGAAAAGAAAGCAUGGUCCGCAUUUUAUUGAGCAAUUGCGAUGGAAGGUCACAGAGGAAUGUGAAGUCCUGCUGACUUGCAAGGCAGCGAACAUGAAAAAGGACAGCACCUUCAAGUGGUUCAUGGAUAACAAAGCCUGCUCAAAUGGCCAGUAUGAGCCAAAGACAGGGGACGGGUUCCUUCGGAUUAAGAAGAUUACCAAAGCAGACAAGGGCAUAUACAAAGCUGUGGUUUCUGAUGACCGUGGAGAAGACACCACCCAGCUUGACCUUACAAAGGAAGCAUUUGAUGAUAUCCUGAAGGAACUUGCCAGGAUCAGUGUUCUUACUGCAUCCCCACUGAAAGUCCAGCCAACGGUAGAAGGCAUCAAGAUCUACAGUGAAGUGAAGUACUACACCGAUGCCAUGAAAGCCACCUGGUAUCACAACGAUAAACGUCUGGAAGGUGGAGACAGAUUGAAAACAGGAACAACUAUGGACCAGAUCUGGGUACACAUCCUGGACCCCAAGGAGUCUGACAAAGGAAAAUAUACCCUGGAGUUGUUUGAUGGACAAGAGUCACGUAAACUAUCGACAGACCUCUCCGGGAAAGCUUUCGAUGAUGCACUUGCUGAACAUCAAAGGCUCAAGCAAGCAUCUGUUGUGGAAGAGCACCGAGCCAAAGUUGUUCGGGGCCUUCCGGACGUGGCCACCAUCAUGGAGUCUAAGACACUCUGCUUGACGUGCAUCAUAUCCGGAGACCCCUACCCGGAAAUCACAUGGUAUAAGAAUGAGAAGGUGAUCACCUUCAAAGAUCGGUACAAGAUGGAAGUGAAGGGCACUGUUAUCACAAUCACCAUAGAGAACGUCAGCAGCGAGGACACGGGGAAGUUCAGCAUCCACGUCAAGAACAAGUGGGGCUCUGAAACAGGCCGGGUGACGGUCAGUGUGUACAAACACGGGGAAGAGCCAGCAGAACUCAGAGACGAAUUGCCCUUGAUUUGA
This is a messenger RNA of Euleptes europaea (tarantolino), 4293 nucleotides long. RefSeq names its product myomesin 3 (gene MYOM3). Gene Ontology annotation, molecular function: protein binding. NCBI's taxonomy places the organism in Eukaryota, Metazoa, Chordata, Lepidosauria, Squamata, Sphaerodactylidae. Bases 19 to 4293 code for a protein of 1424 amino acids. The transcript has 36 exons. The record is from RefSeq and is a predicted model, not a curated record.